Messenger RNA from Pygoscelis adeliae (Adelie penguin), 969 nucleotides. RefSeq names its product DALR anticodon binding domain containing 3 (gene DALRD3). The record is from RefSeq and is a predicted model, not a curated record. NCBI's taxonomy places the organism in Eukaryota, Metazoa, Chordata, Aves, Sphenisciformes, Spheniscidae. The annotation marks the transcript as partial. The transcript has 10 exons. Gene Ontology annotation, molecular function: aminoacyl-tRNA ligase activity; ATP binding; tRNA binding. Gene Ontology annotation, biological process: tRNA C3-cytosine methylation; tRNA aminoacylation for protein translation.
GUCCGGGCGGUCCUGCGGCGGCUCCGCGUCGACUGGCCCUCUGGCUCCGGUGGCUCGGCCCUCCCUGACGCCGUCUCGGCCUUGAGGCGAGCGCUGGGCCGGUCCCCCUGUGCCGCAGCCUGUGAGCAGGGGCCGGGCACAGCCACGCUGCCUGAGGAUGUCAUCUGUAAAGUGCACUUGAAGAGCUUCGUGGAGCAGCAGGGCUUGGUGGGCUACGACCCCAACCUAGAUGUCCUUGUCGUGACAGAGGGGAAGCUGCGGUCGCUGGCUGAGUUGCAGCAAGCCGUUCUGCAGUGCACGGCUGGAGGCCAGGGGAGCUGCUGCAGCAUCGUGCAUGUGGUGAGCUGUGAGGAGGAAUUCCAGCAGCAGCAGCUGGAUCUGCUCUGGAGGAUUUUGGAUCCAGGAGCCCACACAGCUUUGCAGAAACACCUUGUCUGCGGGCCAGUGAAGGUGACAAACCCCUCAUCGCCCAUCGGGGCAGACCAGUACUUCCAGCUCCGAAAGCGCCAGAUGUACAAAGCUUCUGUGAUGAAGUACGGGGAGCUUGCGCAAGAUGAGGCCUGGACCGAGGUGAUCGAUACCCUCACAGCGGCUGCCAUCAGGUUUGAGAUGCUGAGCACCGCUCACCGGAGUCAGGUCACCCUGGACCUUGAGGACAGCAGCAUCUCCACAAAGGGAACCAAGAGCGGUGCCUUCGUGAUGUACAACUGUGCCCGGCUGGCUACACUCUUCGACACCUACCAGCGGGCUGUAGAGCGGGGCACGUACCCACCUCUGCUGCCAGUGUCAGAACUGAACUUCUCCUGCCUCCGGGAAGAGGGUGAGUGGCUCCUGCUCUUCAACUAUCUCCUGCCCUUCCCUGAAGUCCUGCAGCAGGCAGCACAGCUGCCCCCACCCAGCAAAGGGAUCCGGAUCACAGCCAACACAGAGACAGUAAGAGCCACGUGCCAGAGCACCCAUGGUUCCUAG